UUAUGGUCAAUGCAGCUGGCGUGAGCUCAGAAAUGUCACUGAGGCCACAAAAAUCUUGUAUUAGAGAAAACACGGUUUGUGAUUGGAGCAAGGAAAUUCUCUAACGGAAGUUCACGCAUCGUGAAGGGCUUUUAUGUUGCUCUUGUGGAGUCUAAAAGUGAAACUGUAAAAGCUUCACCUGCCGACAACUGUUAACUUACUGUGCACAUGUUGUACAUUGAAACGUGAAUAAAUCAAACAACUGGAAGACAAUAAACUACAGGUUGCUCUUUACAAUUUGAAUCAGGCUCUUGUGGUCAGGUGCUUAAAUUUAACAGUCAAAACAAAUUGUAUGCGAUGGCAUUUUUUAGGAUAGAAAGCUGAUGGUUAUUGAAUAAUUUAUUGAAAGAAGGUUAAUGAAUGUUGAAUGUUGCAACAUAGCAACUCCGAAAAAAAGAAGAUAUUUACCAUGUAUAGUAUCAGAAUGCGAAAUUCGAGGAAACGCCUCGCGUUCUACAUCGUUUCACUCUUGGUUGUAUUCUGUGUUUACCGCUUCAUGAAAGAUCUUAUUGAAGAUGCCGUCUUUAAUAAUUAUUGCGCUCAGCCAAUUAAAGUACAAGAAGACUCCAGCAAUUUGUUAGGCUAUGCAAAGUGCAAUAUUCCAAAAAUAGAUCCAUUUCAUCCACACGCAAUGGAUCUAGUUAAAGAACUCAAGGAACCACUAAAGUGUGCAACAAAACAACGAGCUGUGUUGGAUGGAGGACUUCAAAAGAUGAAAAAUUUUCAUCAUCAUCAUCCCGAUACAGAGAUGGAUUUAAACAUCCUCAUUAUUGGUAUUGACUCAACAUCCAACGGUCAUGCGCAAAGACAGCUGCCAAAAUCAUACAAAUUUAUACGCGACGUUCUACAUGGUUAUAUUUUCAUGGGUCAUAGCGUGGUAGGUGAUGGUACGACAGAGCAGGUGGCAGCAUUUUUAACUGGGAAGGGUGAACAAGAAUACUACGAGUCACGACGAGGAGAAGCGAAUGCCAAAACAGUUGAUGACUGGAAUUUUAUUUUUAAAAGGGCAAAAUCACACAACUUCACAACAUUUUGUGAAGAUUCACCAAGCGUUGGAACUUUCAACUAUAGAUUGAUGGGUUUUGAAGAUCCACCCACUGAUUAUUAUCCACGGUCGUUUUUUAUCGCGGCGGAAGGCUACUCAAAGAACUCUCCUCAUUGUCAUGGCAGUGAAAAAAUUUACAACUAUCAUCUUAAUUUGGCGAGAAAGAUAUACCAAGCCUACCCUCGGCGCAGGAAGUUUCUUUUACAUCUAAUGGGAGAAAUAUCACACAACGACUUCAAUGCCGUACAGUACGUGGACGAAGAUUUAUACACAUUCCUGAAAGAAUUUCGUGAACUUGGAUAUUUAAAUGAUACUUUGUUGAUCAUACUGGGAGAUCACGGUUGGAGAUAUGGAACGUUCAGAGAGACAAUUCAAGGAAAGUUAGAAGAAAGGCUUCCUCUCUUCACAAUGACAUUUCCUACUUGGUUUGAGAAAAAAUACCCUAAAUUGGCAAAAAAUUUGGAAGCUAAUACCAAGCGAUUGACAAGUUGGUUUGACUUACAUGCAACGUUCAAUCACAUUUUGGAGUAUCCAAAUGAACCGAAAGAAUCAGGGCAUGGGAUGAGCCUACUAAAUGAAGUACCCCUAGAUCGUUCUUGCGAGGAUGCAAGCAUCCCAUCACACUGGUGUCCAUGUUUGCACUGGUCAGUUGUUGAUCAUGAGCACAAUCAUUUGCAAAGAGCUGCGUUAGAAGCUAUCAGUCAUAUCAAUGAAUUGAAUUUUAAAGAGGAAUUAGGCGCAGAAAAAUGCUCUAAACUUACUCUUUUUAAAAUGAACAGAGCCGAAAUAGAGACUCCCAACGCUAACGUUCUUAGGUUUAAGCAAUCAGGUAAAGAUGGUUAUGAGCCCAUAUACUCAAGCGUUUUUAAUGCAAAGGAUCAUUGUAGAUAUCAAAUCAGCUUUGUUACACUCCCAAAUCACGGAAUGUUUGAGGCGAGUGUGCUGUAUUUAAAUGGAAAAUUUUUAGUUCAAGAAGGUGUUAGCAGAAUAAACAAAUACGGUGAUCAACCGAAAUGUAUUGCUGACUCACUACCACACUUACGAAAAUAUUGCCAUUGUAAAAGGUAAAAUUCGAGAAGCUUUUAUUCCUAAAGAGACAAAAUACAUGCAAAAAUUUUGUAAACAAGUUAAUUGAUAAGUCAAUCCUACUCAGUAGUUAGUAAAACGUAAUUACUCAGAUGUAUUAAAUAACAAGUGUACUGUUGGUCAUGGCACGAAAUACAAUACUGAAACCCAAUUAAAAUAAGCAAUAAAUAGUUAUGUAGCUCCUA
Molecule: messenger RNA, 2355 nt
Organism: Xenia sp. Carnegie-2017
Lineage: Eukaryota; Metazoa; Cnidaria; Anthozoa; Malacalcyonacea; Xeniidae
Exons: 6
Coding region: 407-2152 (581 amino acids)
Source: RefSeq, a predicted model, not a curated record